AUUUUGGAAUUUGGGGACCCUUCCUGUGUUUUCGUACUUCCGGUUCGUACCAGUAGCACCCGUCAGUUCGCUUAAUGGACUUUGUCGUAUAGAAUCCAACUUUGUACCUCGGAUGAAAUUCAACUAUCUUGAAAAAAGUAACCUCGGUUACUUGCUAGCUUUGCUUUGAAGCUGACUUCAGCAGCGUGUGUCAUUAUUUUGCUGCGUGUGGCUAACGGGGACAGCCAAUAGUGCUAACUAACUAGCUAGCUCUGUUUUUAUUCGCAAUCUGCUCGUCUGUUUUUUUUUGGUGAAAACAACGAGAAGACCUCGUCAACAUGGACACAAAGCUGCUGUGCCAGUAACAGAAGAUCAGGCGACAUCGUGGUCUUCAUCUGCAAGAGCACACAUGAGCGAUGCCAGCCAUGCUUACCUAGAAAGUGCUUGCUGCAGUGACCUCUCACCCCAGUUGGCAGCCUUUAUCUAAAGACCAUGUCUGAGAACCAGGCCAACAACAACAACAUCCCGCUCAACAACAAUAACAUGGGGCCCAACAGGAUCCGUAACCCCAACAUCAACCAGAACCCGCUCAUCAACGUUAGAGAUCGCCUCUUCCAUGCGCUUUUCUUCAAGAUGGCUGUCACCUACGCCCGCCUCUUUCCGCCAUCAUUCAGGCGGGUGUUUGAGUUCUUCGUCCUUCUCAAGGCACUCUUUGUCCUCUUCAUCCUUGCCUACAUUCACAUUGCCUUCUCUCGCUCACCCAUCAACUGUCUGGAGGGGGUGAGAGAGCGUUGGCCCCGUGACGGCAUCCUACGUGUUGAGAUCCAGAGGAACUCCAGCCGGGCUCCUGUCUUCCUGCAGUAUUACGACUCAGAGGAAGAGGUGGGCCCGGGAGGAACAAGAGGAGGCAUUGCCGGGCUUAGUCUGGCAGCGCUGCAAGAGGAAGAGGAGGAGGAGGAAGAGGAGGAAAUGAUGGAGAUGUUUGACAACAGCUCAGUGCAGUUUGACCUGGACAUGGAGCCUCGUCUGAAGCCGUCUUUAUUAAGGCGAGUUGGAGCAGGCGAGGAAGGAGUGGUGGGAGGUGCAAACAACAGCCAAGACGUCUCCUUCAGCCAAGGCACGAAAGUGUGGCCUCAGGAGGAGUACAUGGUGGAAUAUUCUCUGGAGUACGGCUUCCUGCGUCUGUCUCAGAACACGCGACAGAGACUCAACAUCCCUGUCAUGGUUGUCACGUUGGAUCCGAUGAAGGACGAAUGUUUUGGCGAUGGCUUCAGCCGCUUCCUGCUGGAUGAGUUUUUAGGAUAUGACGACAUUCUGAUGUCCAGUGUGAAGGCGCUUGCUGAGAACGAGGAGAACAAAGGAUUCCUCAGGAACGUGGUGUCUGGAGAACAUUACCGCUUCGUUAGCAUGUGGAUGGCCAGAACCUCCUACCUGGCUGCCUUUGUCAUCAUGGUCAUCUUUACUCUGUCGGUGUCCAUGCUGCUGAGGUACUCUCAUCACCAGAUCUUCGUCUUCAUCGUGGACCUCUUGCAGAUGUUGGAGAUGAACAUGACCAUCGCCUUCCCAGCAGCCCCUCUGCUCACGGUUAUCCUUGCCCUCGUCGGUAUGGAGGCCAUCAUGUCGGAGUUCUUCAACGACACAACGACGGCCUUCUACAUCAUCCUCAUAGUGUGGUUGGCGGAUCAGUAUGACGCCAUCUGCUGCCACACCAACACCAGCAAACGACACUGGCUGAGGUUCUUCUAUUUGUAUCACUUUGCCUUCUACGCAUAUCAUUAUCGCUUUAACGGUCAGUACAGCAGCCUGGCGCUGGUCACAUCCUGGCUGUUCAUCCAGCACUCCAUGAUCUACUUCUUCCACCACUAUGAGCUGCCCGCCAUCUUGCAGCAGAUUCGCAUCCAGGAGAUGCUCUUGCACAACCAGCAGGCGGGUCAGGCCAACCAGACGGCGCUGCAGGACAGUCUCAACAACAACAAUGCCGCUGCCGGGCCACCAGAACCCGCUGGUGCUUCGCAAACUGGACCCGCUUCCGUCCUUCAGCCCCAGGCCGAAACUCCACCCUCUUCUGCAGCCGCACCGGGUGGUGGCGAGGUGCGCUCUGAGCUCAACUGGGUGGCGCAGACGGCCGCCAUCAUUACAGAAGCACUGUCCUCCUCUCGUCAGGAAGGGGCAGCCACGUUGGACACUAUCCAUCGUCAGGACCUUCCAAGGUCAGGAACCACCGAGAUCAGUGUGGUGGCAGAGUUCUGGAUGGGAAGCGUGGCGGUGGGUGGAGGAGCAGCAGGUGGAGCUAGUGGAGAGGGAGGAGGAGGAGAAGAAGCAACAACAGAAGGUGAAGCUAGCACAGAAGGAAGAGCAGCAGAUGCAAACACGGUUUCCAUAGAAACUAAACCCUCUGUAGGAGCUUCUCCAAUUGGAGUGGCAGACAGUGUCGGUGCUCCGGGGCAGGGUGUCUUACAGCCAGACUGCCCCCCCUCACAUACGGCUGAUAGAGACUGCAGAGCGCAGCAGAGUUCCUCUCACGCGUCCUGAGAUGUCAUCACGGCGAUGACAUCUUCUGAGAGCGUCACAUGAUGCAAGACAUCCCUCCCGAGUGUGACCAGAACAGGAAGUGAAGGAAAAACACUGUCCAGUUGCCAUGUGCACGUGAAUAAUCAAUAAUCAAUCAUCUGUUGGGGAGGUGGACAUCAGUUCUGAUAAAGACACACUUGUAAUGAUUAAACACUGUUUGAUUGAUCUUGUCAUUUUGAAAUGAAGAAAGAUCAUCAUUGAUACUUUUUCCAAUAAACAGAGGAAAGAAAAUAA
Molecule: messenger RNA, 2784 nt
Organism: Doryrhamphus excisus (bluestripe pipefish)
Lineage: Eukaryota; Metazoa; Chordata; Actinopteri; Syngnathiformes; Syngnathidae
Gene: tmem259
Product: transmembrane protein 259
Biological process (GO): response to endoplasmic reticulum stress; positive regulation of ERAD pathway
Cellular component (GO): endoplasmic reticulum
Source: RefSeq, a predicted model, not a curated record